Messenger RNA from Cucurbita pepo subsp. pepo (vegetable marrow), 999 nucleotides. The record is from RefSeq and is a predicted model, not a curated record. Lineage: Eukaryota; Viridiplantae; Streptophyta; Magnoliopsida; Cucurbitales; Cucurbitaceae.
GAAAAAACCCCUCGGUCCGCAAACCGAUCAAAUUGAUCGGAGAUUAGUCGCUCGUUCAGAAGAUCUUUCUUCACCAAAUUUGUUCCGUUAGAUAGCCGAGGGGUUUCCUUCUAACUGAUUUUGUCACUACUCAAUUGAGCGUCUUUUUUCCAGCAUUUUAUGACUUUGGAAAUGGAAUCAAGCAACGAUCCUGAGAAUCAGAUGAUGAUCGAAGGAAAUAUCGCUCAGAAUAUGAAGAUUGAUCCGGAGAGAGCUCGGUUUCCAUGUUGCAUUGUGUGGACACCUCUUCCUGUUAUUUCCUGGCUCGUUCCUUUCAUUGGUCACAUCGGCAUUGGCAGAGAGGAUGGAGUAAUCUUAGACUUCGCAGGCCCCAAUUUUGUGUGUGUCGACAACUUCACAUUUGGCGCAGUCGCUCGGUAUCUUCAAAUCAACAGCGACAAGGUACCAAAAUCCAUGCAUGAUACUGUGAUCGGAACCUCUUUCCCUACUUUUUUGGCUGAUUUUGUUGCAAUCGAUAUGCAGUGUUGUUGCAUUGUCACUCACAGAAGUGAAGAAGAUGAAUUCAGAGAAGGAGAAAUUUCAACAUGGGAUGAUGCAUUGCGGAGGAGCACUCAAGAGUUCCAACACCGAUCCUACAAUCUCUUGACAUGCAAUUGUCAUUCCUUUGUGGCUAAUAAUCUGAACAGACUUGGGUUUCGCACAGGUGGAUGGAAUGUGGUGAACCUUGCUGCUCUGAUCUUCCUCAAGGGUCGGUGGGUCAGUAAAGGAGCUGUAAUCAGGACGUUGUUACCAUUUGUUGUGGUAUUCAGUAUUGGACUCGCACUGGGCGGUACUACUUUCCUUACCUUCUUGGCAUUCUUCAAUGUCUUCCUGGUUGGUUGGUUCAUUCUUGGUACUUAUGUCUUCAAAAACUUGGUUCAGUUGUAAUGUUUCAACAUUUUUUACAUUCUGGAUGCUUUCCUUCGUUGUAUUUGUACACAUCCUUGUUAUUUUGUUGUG